Molecule: messenger RNA, 772 nt
Organism: Hyalella azteca
Lineage: Eukaryota; Metazoa; Arthropoda; Malacostraca; Amphipoda; Hyalellidae
Exons: 5
Coding region: 1-624 (207 amino acids)
Source: RefSeq, a predicted model, not a curated record
AUGGGGCUAAUUUACAAGCCGAAAUUCGUGUACUCGAGCAGCUUCAACUCUGCGCGCUACGCCUGCCAACAGCUGCUGGACCCGCCAGCCAACAGGACCGCCCAAGCGGCCGUCGUCACCACCUGCCUUGCCAACAACGCCGACAUUAAAGCCAUCGUCGACGCCUGGCCAAGUGGACGCAAGCGGCGGUCAGCGGCUAGGGAACUUCGUCGUGGUGGUGGCCACGGUGGCGGCGGCCAUGGGGGAGGAGGGGGUGACUGUGGAGGCCGGGUUGCUGACCGCCUCGAGAUUUUGGGCUACACGGAAAUGGCCACGAGACUGCGGAAAUGCAUCGCUACGGCGAACGGCUAUACCAAUGCUGACGGGACGUUCAACGUAGCCGCGCUGAAGGCAGCCCUCCUGACGGCUGCAGCUGGAGCAACACAGCUGGCGAACAUCCAGCUGGGGCUCAGCUGCCCUACCUACUACCUUGACAGCUACAAGGUCCGCAACUACGUCGAGUGCGUGAUAAACUACUGCGCUACGGGCACAGGCGAGACUUCGACUUCGACCUCCGCCGCGACCUCGACUUCGACUUCGACUUCAACAUCGACCACGACAUCUACCCCGACUACUACCCCUUAAAAAAUGGGGGAUAUUAUUCUAAUUUAUAUUUUUUUAUUUUAAUUCUAACCCACAAUUGGCUUUGUCAUAAUUUGCAUUAACAAUUUUGAGUGUCAAACUUUGCAGAAAAAAAUGAAUAAUUCAACCAUUGGAAUUUGUAAAACAUUUA